This is a messenger RNA of Meriones unguiculatus (Mongolian gerbil), 3078 nucleotides long. Its product is annotated as synapse-associated protein 1. Gene Ontology annotation, cellular component: cytoplasm; synapse. The record is from RefSeq and is a predicted model, not a curated record. The transcript has 10 exons. Lineage: Eukaryota; Metazoa; Chordata; Mammalia; Rodentia; Muridae. Bases 823 to 1983 code for a protein of 386 amino acids.
UAGGUUUUUCCUUUGCUUUGGUUUGUUUUGGGCUUGAGUAUUUCGAGAGGUGGUUUCUCUCUGUAGCUUGGAGGUCCUGUACUUGCUAAGUAGAACAAGCUAGCUUUGAACUCACAGAGAUCCUCCUGCCUCUGCCUCUGCCUCUGCCUCCCAGAGUGCUGGGGUUAGAGAUGUGCUCCAGCAGGCCUGGCUAGGUUUUUGUUGCUGUUUGAUUUUUAACGUUAUGGUUUUGACACCAGGUGUCGUGUAGACCAGGUUGGCCUACAUCACCGUGUACAUAAGGCUGCCCUUGAACUCUCAGUCCUCCUCCUCUCAUCUGCCAGAUGCAGGGAUUACUGUUAUGCGGCAUUAUUCCCAGGUUUGGUUGACUUAGCCUCUUGAGAGAGGCUGGGGUCCUCCAUUCCCCAGGGUGGGGGCGUCGCCCGGUGCAGCUAGACCUGCAAAGGCGAGGCUGUGUUUUCCAGGGAAUGACAAAAUGAGACCAGGUAGGACAAGCCCCGAAAGAGAUGCUAGCCUCCCACUUGGCAAGGUGGUGAAAGAGUCAAGCGGCAGGGGCGGAGCGCGGCUGCUCGCGGAAAGCCCUUUGGCCCUUUGCCUCUUCUCCACCAGCACCAGGGAGCGGGGGGCGGAGCCUGCGCCGGACGUGACGCCUAGGCGGCCAGCUGGGGCGAUGUCAUAAUGGGUGGGCCCAGGGCAACUGACUUGGGAGGUGUGGCUUCACUUCCAGCCAGUCUCCCUGGGACUCCGCGCGCGGUCAGGUCACCCAGCGCUUAGCGGCAGGCAGAUCUUUUGGGUGAGGGGACCCCUGACCCCGCCGGCGGGAUGUUCCGAGGGCUGAGUAGUUGGCUGGGCUUGAAGCAGCCCGAGGGGCCCCGGGCGAGGGAAGAGCCGCCCCGCGGGGACGAGCUGUCGGCGGGAGACGCGCCUCCCGAGGAGAGCCCGGAGCCGCCUGCGGAGCCCACCGAGGAGGUGGAGCAGCAGCCUGCAGAAGAACCAGAGCUCUCCCACCAGGACGCUGGACUCGGCACUCAAGAUGGUUUUGAACUUGAAGUCAAGAAUGAUCUUGAUCCUCCCUCCCCUGCUUUCCAGUUGCCUCCUGACUAUUUGUUCAAUGUUGCGAGUGCUGCCACAAAGAAGAUCACUGAGUCUUUUGCUGAAACAGCUCAGUCAAUAAAGAAAUCAGUGGAAGAAGGAAAAAUAGAUGACAUCAUUGAUAAGAGCAUAAUUGGCGAUUUUCAAAAAGAACAGAAAAAAUUUGUUGAGGAACAGCAUACAAAAAAGUCAGAAUCAGCUGUGCCUCCAUGGGUUGACUGCCAUGAUGAAGAAGCAAUUCAACAGCAGAUUUUGGCUUUAUCAGCUGACAAGAGGAAUUUCCUUCGUGACCCACCAGCUGGAGUUCAGUUUAACUUUGACUUCGAUCAGAUGUACCCUGUUGCCUUGGUCAUGCUCCAAGAAGAUGAACUCCUGAACAAGAUGAGAUUUGCCCUUGUUCCUAAACUUGUGAAAGAAGAAACAUUCUGGAGGAACUACUUCUACCGCAUCUCCCUGAUUAAACAGUCAGCCCAACUCACCGCACUGGCUGCCCAGCAGCAAGCAUCUGGAAAUGACGAGAAAAGCAGCAGCAGAGAUGAUGAUUUGCCUCUGGCAGAAGCAGUACGACCGAAAACACCACCUGUCGUAAUCAAAUCUCAGCUUAAAGAUCAAGAGGAUGAGGAAGAAAUCUCUACCAGCCCAGGAGUUUCUGAGUUUGUAAGCGAUGCCUUUGAUGCCUGCAACUUAAGCCAGGAGGAUUUAAAAAAGGAAAUGGAGCAACUUGUACUUGAUAAAAACCAAGAGGAAACAACUGCACUAGAAGAAGAUUCUGCUGAUUGGGAGAAGGAGCUACAACAGGAACUUCAGGAAUAUGAAGUGGUAGCAGAGUCCGAGAAGCGAGAUGAAAACUGGGAUAAAGAAAUUGAAAAGAUACUUCAGGAGGAGAAUUAGCCGUCUCCCAAACCAUUUCUUAACAUCGCAUUAAAAUCUGAUGCUCGCUGACUCAUGAAGGCACAAAACUGUGUAGCUUUAUGAAAUUUGAAAUUAGCUAAAACUUGCCUCUUAAAAAGAAAGUAUGUAGAGCAGCUAUUGUAAUAAUCAAAAAAUAAUGGGAUAUUGUAUGUCAUUUUCAUAUAAAUUCAAGUCACCAAUGUUCUUAUAGGCAGCAGAGCUAUGUAUGCCACAGAAACACAGGUAAAAUACUGGUUUGUUUUCCACACAAGGUUGGCAACAUAAUUUAUUCUUUAGUCAUGGUUUUCUUAGGUUAUAUAUAUAUUCCUUUCCUUUUUGUUGAUACAUGAGUUAAAGUACUUAAUGGCUUAAUUACUAUCAGAAUGACCAAAUUAUACCAAAGAGCUCAAAAGAAAGCACUUUCAAAACUGUUUUCUUCUCAGAUAUUUUCUAAAAUUCUGUCUGAAAGCCAAAAGCUGAGGAUAAUUAAGUUCAUUUGAAUGAUAUAAACAUCACCAAAUUUAAUGUGAAGAAACACUGUGCAAGUCUUGAGAUGUGGUGGGCCCUUGCCUGUCAUUCACAGUGCCCUGUGUUCCAUCUCCAUUAUAUCAGCCAAAAAAAAAAAAAAUACAAAAUAGAUUUCUUUAAAGUUUUACUUUUCCCUAGAGCCUUUUCAUUCUGUUUUGUUAAGUCUACCACAAAUUCAACAUUGUGGUUUUUAUAGGAACAUGGGCCUUCAGUCCCUUUUGUAUUAAUAACUAUUAAGAAGCCUGUUUACCUUAAGGUUUGUUCUCAAGGUAAUGGUCACUAUGUAUAAAUGUCUUAAUUAAAUUCUAUUAAUUAAAUUAAUAGAAUGAUCUUCCUUGGAGUAUAACUUCUAGAACUUUCUAGUUCAUUAUUUAUGUAUUCUGCUAUGCCAGCAGGCAUCCAUUUAUAGAAUAAGAUCAUUUUAAAAGACCAAGGUGUUUUAAUGUUAGAGAACUUUCAUAUUUUCACAGCGCCUUUAUUUCAUAAGGGGAAUAAAACAGGAUGUUUCUUUAUAAGAAAAUUGUACAUAGUGAUAUUCUUGUACCAAUAAAAAACUAGUCUAUGGUC